UUUAAGAACAAAAUGUUGUUGUUUAUUUCGUUGUUAAUCACCAUAUGUGUUGCGGCGCAGGCCAGGACUAUUGAGAUGAGACUAGAUCUGAUGGAAAAACAACUUAACGAAGUUCUAACGAGAGAAAUUAACCUACAAAAGGCCAAUGAAGCUCAGAGAACUGCCUUGCGUGACAUUGAAGUUGUUGUUGAAAACCAGAGAAAGAUGAUUGAAGAACUCCAAUAUACCGUUGUGCGUCAAAACAAUCACAUUGAGGGGUUACAGACAACAGUGAGGGUGCAGGAGUUGAGAAUAAACGAGCUUGAGGGCGCAAGUCGGGAACCAAAUCCGGAAGAAAAUGAACUAGGCGAUAACAUACAUGUCAAGAGGGAGUCUGUAGUCCCUCGUAAUUUGAACACAGAAAACUCAGGUAUCUUCCAAAGACGGUCUCCCCCAGAAAUGGCCAUCGCUUUUACCGCAGUGAAAGUUGCAGCCCAAACCGGUACGGGGAUAAACCAGAACAUUUUAUUUGAGAACGUCAUACUAAACCAAGGCAACGGCUUCCAUUCCAAUCAUGGAGUGUUUAUCGCACCUCAGUCAGGUAUUUAUUUAUUCACCGCCAGUUUGCUUCAUCAGGCACAGUCAAUUGCCAUGCACGCGGCGAUUAUUCAUGAAGGAAGAAUAGUUACAAAGAUUGAUGGGAGCAAUGACUGGACGCAAAGCAGCCAGACUGUCGUGAUUCAAGUGAACACUGGCGAAGAAGUCUGGGUCAGCACAAUCGAUUAUGAGCACGAAAACAUUCAUGGGGAUAGCUUCUCUGCCUUCAGUGGUUUUCUUCUGUGGCAAUUGUAGACACCAGA
Messenger RNA from Mya arenaria, 839 nucleotides. RefSeq lists its product as uncharacterized. The transcript is spliced from 3 exons. NCBI's taxonomy places the organism in Eukaryota, Metazoa, Mollusca, Bivalvia, Myida, Myidae. Gene Ontology annotation, molecular function: protein binding. The record is from RefSeq and is a predicted model, not a curated record. Bases 13 to 831 code for a protein of 272 amino acids.